Molecule: messenger RNA, 255 nt
Organism: Cotesia congregata
Lineage: Eukaryota; Metazoa; Arthropoda; Insecta; Hymenoptera; Braconidae
Source: the annotation of a GenBank genome assembly
AUGAAUUGGUGUAUUGAUCAUCUUCUAAGAGGAUCUGAGGAAGAACUAUUUUUGGGAAUUCAUAACUAUUUUAGAGGAGACUGGGUGUCUGUAAGUGACACAGAUGUAGAAAAAAUGAAGCAUUUGAAAUGGUCGAAAAAAGAACCAGAUGAGUACAGAUCUUAUAAUUGUGCAAUUAUAAACCCUAAAAAUAAGUUAGUUAGCCGAGAAUCAUGUACUGUUGAUCAUCCAUUUAUUUGUAAAGUUCCACUGUAA